AUGGAGAAGAAAAGGGGCGGAACUGAAAAGAAGCGAGAAGAGAUGAGCGGGCUCGAAGUGGCUCACAAGAGAAGUAGUGGCGAGUGGCCUGAGAGAGACACGGCAGCUGCAGCUCCAGGAUUUGCUUCCAUGAAUCUUCCUCACGACGCAGCUACGUCCAUGGAAGAUGCUGCCAAGUAUAUUUCAGGCCAAGGGACAGAGGCUUGGGAUAUGAGAAUGGCAGGGAUGGGUUCGGAAAGGGGUUCCCAGAGCAUAUACUGGGACGAAGAGGAGCUGUUUAACAUGCCAGCCCUGAUGAAUAGCAUGGCAGAGGGGUUGAUCAUCCCACCACCCGCCCUGCAGACAGGCUUCAAUUGGCUCCCUCCCGAAGCUCCCUUCCCCUUCACUCUGUGGACUGACUGA
Neltuma alba is the source of this 402-nucleotide messenger RNA. RefSeq lists its product as uncharacterized. Lineage: Eukaryota; Viridiplantae; Streptophyta; Magnoliopsida; Fabales; Fabaceae. Bases 1 to 402 code for a protein of 133 amino acids. The record is from RefSeq and is a predicted model, not a curated record. The transcript has a single exon.